This is a messenger RNA of Didymodactylos carnosus, 343 nucleotides long. The record is from the annotation of a GenBank genome assembly. NCBI's taxonomy places the organism in Eukaryota, Metazoa, Rotifera, Eurotatoria, Philodinida, Philodinidae.
AUGGGUCGUCAAGGAGUACCAGGUGGAAUGGGACCACAAGGUCCAGCUGGCCAAAAGGGAGCCCUAGGUGGAAUGGGUCGUCAAGGAACACCAGGUGUAAUGGGGCCACAAGGUCCAGCUGGUCAAAAGGGUACGGGUAGUCAAGGAGCACCAGGUGUAAUGGGGCCACAAAGUCCAGCUGGCGAAAAGGAUCACGAUAAAGUUACACACGGUGAUUUAAGAAAACAAUUAUUUGAUAUGUCAAGUAAGUGAAUGUUAUUUUAUUAUAGAUACCGAAGAAUAGGUAACCUGUCAAUAUUGGCCGAGGGUCUAUGAAGAGAUAAUGCCCCGUUUCUGGCACUAA